AUGGCCGUAGCUGCAAAAGGCAAAAAAUCGAAGUCAUCAAGAAGAGUGACCAAGGCGAAUCCGGCCAGUGCAAUCCAAGCGAAGAGUGGCAGUGAUGCCGCCGAAGGGGAUUCAUCAGACUCGGAAGAGACGAGUCCCGAAGAUCAAGCAGCCGGGCAAGGCAAGGAUAAAGCUAAAGAUGCAAAAAAUAAGGACGCUAAAGAUAAGCUGUUAAAGAAAUCAGAAUCAAAAGACGAUGGAAAACUGGGUUUAAAAUCUCAAAAUGGUGACUACGUUAAAGCUAGACUCAAGAUCACCCCAGAACAGUUAAAAAAGCUGAAUGAGAUUGAGAGAGAUAAAAAAAUUAAGAACGUUCGCUAUCCAACCAGUAACUUGCGGUGGUUUUGUUUAUUUUUUCUGCGGCUUUUGAUGUGCUUAGCGGACAUAGCAAUGAUUAUUGUCCUUUUCUCGCUUCCGGGAUUUGGAGAAAAGUUUCUACACGUCCUACCAGCUUACGGUAACAGCCAAAUGUGCGUUCUUGUAGCUAUUUUUUCAGUUUCCGCUGCCACAAACCUGAAAGGAGCUUUUGUGGUUUAUUAUUUUAAAACUUUUGUGGUCUGGGCACAGAAGUGCAUCGUCAUCAAAUGCCACGUCCUCUGGCUCGCGUACAUGCUCUUUAUGCACGUCAUGGGGUUCGUUGUCUAUUCUGUGGCCAUUCUGAACCUGGCAAAUGUUUUUGUGCCCAAAGACUUGCGCAUGAUCCUGCACAGCUACAACAGCAGCGAAGACAUCCACUACUUCGUCGACCACCUCCAAAGUGGCUACAGCUGCUGCGGGAUUCACGGGCCAGCGGAUUGGCGCAUGAAAGGCGACACCAAAGCCACCAUCAGCCUACCACAAAGCUGCUGCAGCGCUCCCAAGUGCCGCUAUGGAAUUCUGGAUCACGCGGAGAACAAAACACUGCAUGGAAAGGGAUGCUACAUAGCGGUAAUGGAAGGGAUCGAAUACGAGUUAAAAAUAAAAGCCUGUUUAUUCGGCAUCAUAGCCAUCCUACAAAUAUCGCUACUUUUCUUAACUGUCUUCUCGUUACCGAACUUCAAAAUGCUGAAAAAGUUUUUCUUCCUCCAUAAUCUUUUCAGCAAUGACGACCCUACCAUAGAUUUCAGAGCCCUGCCAAGAGCAAAAGAAAUCGAAACAGCACCCUCUUCUGACAUGAAUCUCCGCCACGGAGACGAGAACAACGCAAAUAAUUAUGUAGAUGCCGGAACUGAGAUUACCGGUGACACUAUUCAGUCGAACUUUCACUGUAACAUCACCGUGAAUGACGACCGUUCGACGGAAAGUGAGCGGACGAGGUGCGACGAAAGGACAAACCUGAUUGGACGCAUUUGCAAAGAGAAAUACAAAUCAAACAACGCUAUUGUAGAUGACGAAGACGACGACGACGACGAUGAUGGUGAUGAUGAGGAUAAGAUGGAACUGACGGAUGAAGACUACAAACUGUUUGAAAACUAUAUGAUUGAAGAGUACUCCAAGAAAAAAUCGUUAAUCAACUCAUGGCUAAGCGACAACAAAUAUUACCUGACCUACAACUCCAACGACAACUGCAACAAGACUAGUACAGUUAAGAAUAAUGCCCAAGAUCUACAUUCUACGAAAAGUUCACCUAGUGACGAGAAAUUAAAUGAUCUAAGAUCAGAACACGCCGAUGUAAUCAGAGAAAGGCCAGUAAGAAAUAGAAGAAAUUGA
Molecule: messenger RNA, 1728 nt
Organism: Helobdella robusta
Lineage: Eukaryota; Metazoa; Annelida; Clitellata; Rhynchobdellida; Glossiphoniidae
Exons: 3
Coding region: 1-1728 (575 amino acids)
Cellular component (GO): membrane
Source: RefSeq, a predicted model, not a curated record